Molecule: messenger RNA, 663 nt
Organism: Symbiodinium natans
Lineage: Eukaryota; Dinophyceae; Suessiales; Symbiodiniaceae
Source: the annotation of a GenBank genome assembly
AUGCGCCGACACGGGCUUGACUACAUCGUUCUCAAUGUGUUCUUCUACGUUGUGCUGGAGUUCCUUUCUUGUGGCGAAAAAUUUUCAGGCGGUGGUGAGUUUGAGUGGGUAGGGCUGGUGGUUGUGUCCUUGAAGCAGAGAUCGCUGGAGGUUUCGGAGCGCUGCGCAGCGUGGCUGAUCAAAUGGCUGGACACGACAGUGAGCAGUGGGCAUGCGCGAGUGGCAGACUUGAGGGCGGUCUUGGGGCGGCUAUCCUUUGCUCUCACGGCGCUGGGGCAUCUGCGACCAUUCUUGCGGCCAUUGUACGCUCGGAUAGCUGUGCUUCCUAACGCUGGGAGAACACAAUGUUCGGUGGGCACCAACAACCUGGGCAGCACACAUGUCGUGGCGCGCUUGCUGAGCACCAGUUUCCUGCUCUGCGCUUUUCUGAUGGAGCUUGCGACGCAGCUGCAGCGCUCGGGUACAGAGUUGCGCUUACACUGGUUGCUGCAGAACCGGGAGGCGGAUGCCCUCACGAAUGGGAACUAUGCAGGUUUCACAGAAAGUCGGCGGAGGCAUUUCGACCUGCAAGAGUUCAAAGGCAUUGUUCUGCAAGAGCUGUUGGGCGUAGGUCUGACUGUAUAUGCAGCAGGCUGCUUGCGGCAGAAAGAUCCUUGGCAGUAA